AUGUUCGACUGCACGCCGUUCCACUUCCGGGCCUGCUACAUAGAUUACUGGCUGUGGGCGACGGUACCGGGUCUGUUUCUUCCAGUCGGGGUGGUCGGCAACACCCUGAACAUUAUCAUCUUAUCCCGGAAGCGAAUCCGGAAGUUCUCCACAAGCGUCUAUCUUAUGUUCCUCGCCGUCUCUGACAUGUUGUUCAUGAUGAGCUCGUGCCUAGCAGAAACGGUGCAUGAGAUGACGGGAAAACGAUUAGAGGUCACCUCUAACUUUAUGUGUAAGACCAACAACUGGAUCGUGCACACUUCCGCAGGAUUCUCCGUUUGGCUUCUCGUGUUACUAACCAUCGAGCGCGUUCUUCUCACCAAAUGGCCGUACGUCGCCAAAGCAAGGCUGUCGAGCCGGAAUGCUCUGAAAGCGUCAUUGGUAACGGCGGUCGUGUGUGCUUUGUUCCCAGUGCACUACUUCUUCGGGUUCGAGAUACGGCUUGCUAUAAACCACAUCAAUCAAACGAGGAACACUUGCCAACCGCUACCUGGUGAAUACUAUUUAUUUGAUCAGUACCCGUGGAAGGUUAUGAUUUUGGUGGUGCUCAACAUUAUCCCUAUGUGUUUAAUAACAGCGGGUAACCUGGCCAUACUGGCCACGAUAGUAAAACAGAAGCGUUCGCCUUAUGAGACAGAAACCUCUUAA
Dreissena polymorpha is the source of this 687-nucleotide messenger RNA. RefSeq names its product C-C chemokine receptor type 3-like. Gene Ontology annotation, molecular function: G protein-coupled receptor activity. Gene Ontology annotation, biological process: G protein-coupled receptor signaling pathway. The transcript is spliced from 2 exons. The record is from RefSeq and is a predicted model, not a curated record. Gene Ontology annotation, cellular component: membrane. The coding region runs from base 1 to 687 and encodes 228 amino acids. NCBI's taxonomy places the organism in Eukaryota, Metazoa, Mollusca, Bivalvia, Myida, Dreissenidae.